CCAUGCACCGUGAAGCUCUCUGGCAACCCUCCUUCGACUACCAUGUCGCCUAGCCGAGAUAUUCUCUUGCCACCGCUACUGCCCGUCACUGCAGAUGAUCAUGGUGCUUGGGUGAUAGUAGUGAGCACGAUCUUACUUAUAAUUACCAUUCUGGCAACAACUGUGACUUUGAUAUCUCGCAUCCGCGUUUUGCGCAAGCUUUCCUGGAGUGAUUCAGUCCUGUUUCUGAGCUGCUUCAUCUUCAUUCCUCAAACCGUGUGUAUCAAUAUAGCCAGCUCCCAUGGAAUCGGGAAACACCGCCAUGCAUUGAGUGAUGCCUCUUUCGAGACCAUUUUCGCCAGUCAACUUCUCGCCGUUCUCGUUUUGGGUUGUUCCAAAGCCGCCGUCGUUCUCCUGGUUCUUUCCUUGCAACCUUUCGAGAAAAUUACACUUGCAUGCCGAACUAUUUUGGGCAUGGUUGUUGCUUGGAUCUUGGCUUCGCUCGUUGCUCUCGGGACACAGUGCAACCAUCCUCAGCCAUGGCUCUCCAGCCCUGAUAGAUGCGUGGAUCAACAUGCACUGUAUAUAAGUCUGGGAGCUGUGCAUAUGCUCCUAGACAUGAGUAUCAUCGCAUUGCCGAUGACUCUCCUUCACCAAGUCCAGAUCAUUCAGUGGAAGCGCCAUCAGAUCUCGGCUCUUUUCGCAAUGCGCAUUUUAGUCAUGGCUCUUACUAUCGCUGGACUACGAUCCCUGCCCCCGAUCUUCGAAUCAAGACCCCCCGACCGACCAUGGUAUACGGUGAUGCCAGCAAUUUGGCUCCAGUUGAUACUCAGCUCGUCGAUCCUCUGCACCUGCAUUCCCACAUUGAAACGCGUACUCGCCGAUCUGCAAACAGGAAUGAUGGCAGGCACAGUGUCCGAUUUCUUCGAACAGUCAGUUUCCGGUCAUACCAAUACAGGAUCCCAGUCGGGAUCAAAAUCUGGCAGUGGUAUUGGGCAGAGAUCUCCAUCAACUUCCACGCCCCACUCGCGACCCCGGAGGGAUUCCAUUGGCGUGGAGCGUAUGAACAGCCAGACGAUCUUGCGAGACCAUGCGAUUGUGCAGACUACCGACUAUGAGGUUCGGUAUGAAGGGAGACCAGUCAGGGUUUCGUCUUCGAGUCAGUAUGAAAGUGAUGCUUUGAGUAUCCACAUGGUGGAUCCAACAGGCACGCGCGGAGGAAGUGAUGGAUGGCACUAG
This is a messenger RNA of Penicillium brevicompactum, 1218 nucleotides long. RefSeq lists its product as uncharacterized. The transcript is spliced from 4 exons. NCBI's taxonomy places the organism in Eukaryota, Fungi, Ascomycota, Eurotiomycetes, Eurotiales, Aspergillaceae. The record is from RefSeq and is a predicted model, not a curated record. The annotation marks the transcript as partial.